This is a messenger RNA of Exaiptasia diaphana, 1809 nucleotides long. RefSeq names its product WD repeat-containing protein 11. The record is from RefSeq and is a predicted model, not a curated record. Gene Ontology annotation, molecular function: protein binding. Gene Ontology annotation, cellular component: cytoplasm. Lineage: Eukaryota; Metazoa; Cnidaria; Anthozoa; Actiniaria; Aiptasiidae.
UCCGCCUACUUGCGCUGUGAUGUGCCCACCGUUGACAACCAAGAACUGGUCAAGUUAUAAACCCUUGAUUGCUAUUGGAACCAACCAGGGCAGUAUCCAGGUAUUCAACCUCUCCACAGGGAUCCUGACACGGGAAUACAGUAUCCAUACUGGAAGUGUUAGGGGAGUGUCGUGGUCUAGUUUAAGCAGUUUCUUCUCUUGGUCUCUAACCCCUGGAAGUUCUUCUAAGAAUGAGCUUCAGCUUCUGGAUCUGAAAACAGGUCACUCAACCCAUAUCUCUCUUGGAAAACAUGCUGAGGAAGUACCCAUUGAAUGUGUGAAAGUAUCUCAACUCAGGCAAUACUUUUUCAUUGCAUUCAAAGACAGACCUUUGCAGUUAUGGGAUUUGAAGAAUCUUUGUGUACUAAAAGAACUUCCAAGAAACUUCCCGAAUAUCACAGCAUUGGAGUGGUCACCAUCUCAUCACUCCAAGCAUCUCAAGAAGAAGCUAAGCAGUCAAUUAGAAGCGUCAGGUGCUUCAGAUAUUGCUUCUCAUGUACUUGAUCCAAAACGAUUGGACCCAACUCAAACUCAGAUAUGGAUCAAGGAGCAUUUUGUAUGUGUUGAUGUCAAUGGCUUAUUGUAUCACUUCUUAGUUGAAGGAAACAAUGUCAAAGAUGGCUCCAAAGUUCAAUGUGAUAGUACGCUUGGUGUUGUCCAGUGUAUGGCUUGGAAAGGUGAUAUUAUGGUGCUUGCUGAUAAUGAAGGAAAUCUCAGUAUUUGGGAACUAAAGGCAAGAGUUACCAGGCUUGUAGCAACCCAUAGAGGAUGCAUCAAAAAGAUCAAGUUUGCUCCAGGAAGAGGUAACUUAAAACUAGGCGUCUUAUUCACUGAUGGGAUGGAUGUCUGGGAUUUGCAAUCGGCUGAAAUGUACAGUAGUUACAAGAUACCUAAAGAUAGUUCACCCACUGUUGACCUGGACUGGCUGGCAUCAGACCUACCUUUGAUUGUCCAGGCAAGUGGUUGUCUGCAGGUUAUGGACAUGGAGUUACAGUCGUCAACAGUUGCUAUGGCAUCAUUAAGUCUACAUGAUUCAAUCUGGUGCCCUCAUAUACUGGAAUCCAAGACAGCUCUUAUUCUUAAGACCAUUUUACAACACCAUUUAGGAAGAGAACCUUGUUCUCUGACAGAUAUAUCAGAUCUUGAACUUCAGCCUGAGCUGGAGAAAAUCCUGCUUGACCAGUUAUGCCUUGUUCCUAAGGUUAUUUCAGACUAUGUUCCUAAAACUCCAAUGGGUACUGCUGAAAAAUGCCUUCUUACUGCGCAUUUGUUUGAUGAUGAAGCUGAAUCAGUUUUCUGGGAUGUUGCGUUACAUUAUCUGCGUAGAGAAAAAGCAAGGCUGUCUUGCCCUCUCCAUAAGACCAAUCACAAGCCACCACAAGCAACAAGUCGUCCCAGGUCCUCCUCGGACCUUUUCAAUCCCUCAGACGCAACCGCCAAAAUCAAGAGAUCAUUCAGUUCCAAUUCCCUGGAUCUUCUCACGAUCGACGAUGACCUACAGAUUACUGCCGUAGAAGCGCCUGGUACUAGUGAUUACUGCUGUUGUCUUCCUGUUUCUUUGGAUAUGUGCUUUGAGAUUCUGUGUGACUCUGACGCAUUCCAGAAAGCACAGUUAGACCGAAUUGCACUCCACGACAGUAAGAGAUCUACGUAUGAACACACAAGAAAAUGUGCUGAAGCUCUUGUACUACUAGGCCAGGCCGACCGAGCUGUGCAACUGUUCCUAGAAACAGAAUCGUCUAAUGACAACUACUAUGUAGACUCAUUAAG